CUCUUUUCUCCAAAGAGAAAAAGUCUCAAAAUUCUCUGGCGAGUGGCGAGCUCUCCGUGAAACCAUGGACAACGAAAAUUCCGGUCAUUGUUACUCAGUCACAGGCGUCUUCUGGGACGUGGAGGAAAUCCCAAUCCCUAAAGAUGUCAAUCUUCCUUCGAUUUCUGGUAAUAUCGAAUCAGCUCUUGAGAAGUUGGGUUUUUAUGCUCUUGAACCGGUCGAAUUCAUUGCUUUGGGUGAGAAGAAGGAUAUCGCCUCAAAAGGUGAAUGGUUCGAAGCCGACAUCUACUACGUAUCCGAAGGGGAUAAAGACACUCGAGUUAACUUAAUGUCAUUUCACAUUCUUAACUGGGCAUCGAGCUCUUUUAAGAGGCAACCAAAUGUGAUGUUAAUCUCAAGAAACCUCCCCGAUGACACAGAGUUCGUCAGGGUUUUUAACGCUUUGAAAUCAAGAGGUUUCAAUGUUCUCUUGGUACAGCCUCAUGAUGAGGCCGCAUCAAAAGAGCUCUUACGUAAUGCAGACUCAAUAUCUGACUCUACUAGAUUUUUUAAUGGAGGAAACCCUUUGGAUGACCAAAGUGGAAGCUCACAAGGUUCUCUAGUCUCAAAUUCUCUGGCGAUUGAAACCAUCAACAACGAAGAUUUCUCCAAGCCUAUCGCACGCGUCGAUGGGCCUAAGACAGGUGUCUUCUGGGACGUCGAUGAUUCAUCACUCCCUAAUGAUCUUGAUCCUCAAUCGAUCUAUCAGAGAAUUAGAACAGAUCUUGAGAAAAAAGAUUAUUAUAUUUACGAGAUGUCAAUAUGGGCUUAUGCUGAGAAGAUAACCUUAUCAGAUGAAUUGUUGCAUGAGUAUCGCAAGUCCAAAAUCUACUUCCUUCCCAAAGUUCCAGGGGAUAAAAAUGCGAGACAUAAUAUGAUGUUACAUGACAUUAGUUUAUGGGCAAUAGACACACCUGUGGCAUAUCCUGCACCAUCAAAUGUGAUCGUUAUCUCAAACAACAUCCAAGGAGACGAUGUCAAGACAGACGGCAUCCCAAGAGUCAUUGACUUGAUCUUUACUCUUGAAGGUUUGUAUUCGAGAGGUUACAAUGCUUUCUUAGUACAGCCUAAUCUGCUUGCACCAGAGAUGUCCCAAACCUCAGAAUGGCCAGGAUGCGUAUUAGAUGUAGGUAAAGUUACUGGCAGAUUUCUUCUAGCCCCUAGUCAGAUGAAGCGUAUGCGGAAGAAAGUUAAGCCAAGGCGAAUUCGUCAAGGCAGAAGAGCACUUCGUGAGGACUAGCUUCUCUGCGUAGAUCAUGACCGUUCUGUUUUUAUUCUAAUCUCUACUUCCUUAUUUGAAGCCUUAACCUAUAGAAUUAUUUAUAUUAAUUCUGUUUUCAACUA
Molecule: messenger RNA, 1383 nt
Organism: Arabidopsis lyrata subsp. lyrata
Lineage: Eukaryota; Viridiplantae; Streptophyta; Magnoliopsida; Brassicales; Brassicaceae
Exons: 6
Coding region: 65-1279 (404 amino acids)
Biological process (GO): regulation of gene expression
Cellular component (GO): peroxisome
Molecular function (GO): RNA nuclease activity
Source: RefSeq, a predicted model, not a curated record